AUGGCGCCGGUUCUUGCCUCUUCUUGCUCUACUAACCACAAGGUUUAUGUCAUUGGGGUCGGAAUGACGAAGUUUGAAAAGCCAGGACGCCGUGAAAACUUUGACUACCCAGAAAUGGCCUUGGAAGCAGGGACCAAAGCUUUGCAAGAUGCUGGCAUUCCAUAUUCAGAAGUGCAGCAAGCAGUUGUUGGAUAUGUUUAUGGUGAUUCAACUUGUGGACAGAGAGCAGUCUAUGAAUUAGGCUUAACAGGAAUUCCAGUUUAUAAUGUAAAUAACAACUGCUCCACAGGCUCCACAGCUCUGAUGAUGGCAGAGCAAAUUAUCGCAGGAGGCCUUGCUGAGUGUGUUCUUGCACUUGGGUUUGAAAAAAUGGCAUCAGGCUCACUUAAGCAAGCAUUUCAUGAUCGGACCAACCCACUGGACAAACAUGUUGCCACUAUGUUGAACCUCUAUGAAUUGGAGCCAUCCCCCAUCACAGCUCAAAUGUUUGGUAAUGCUGGAAAGGAACAUAUGAAAAAAUAUGGAACAAGGAAAGAACAUUUUGCUAAAAUAGCUUGGAAAAACCACAAACAUUCCAUUAAUAAUCCGUAUGCUCAGUUUCAAAAGGAAUAUAGUCUUGAUGAAAUCCUUAGUGCCCAGCCAAUCCAUGAACCACUGACCAAACUUCAAUGCUGCCCAACCUCUGAUGGAAGUGCUGCUGUGGUAUUGGCCAAUGAAGAUUUUGUCAACAAAUACAAUCUAAAGUCACAAGCAGUGCAGAUUCUUGGAAUGGAAAUGGCAACAGACUUACCAUCAACUUUUCAAGACAACAGCUGCAUAAAACUUGUUGGUUUUGAUAUGACAAAAAGAGCCUGUGAAAAUCUUUACCAAAAAACUGGUAUUAAUCCUCAGGACAUUGAUGUGAUAGAACUCCAUGAUUGUUUUUCUGCCAAUGAACUCAUCACCUAUGAAGCCCUUGGCCUUUGUGAACCAGGUAUGCAAAAGAGAAUUUGUGAAAAUGAUUUCACUUGUUUUUGCUAG
Messenger RNA from Acanthosepion pharaonis, 1020 nucleotides. The record is from the annotation of a GenBank genome assembly. Lineage: Eukaryota; Metazoa; Mollusca; Cephalopoda; Sepiida; Sepiidae.